AUGUUGCAACCGUUGAUUAAUUCAUUUUGGAACGCGGACGUUUGGUUACCGCCAAAUACGACGUGGGAAGAUAUUGCCCCGGGUCCACAUAAGGUGGUGGUGUAUACGGAUCACCGUCACGUCUUCUUCCCAAUACCGUUAGCAUUUGUGUUUAUAAGCCUACGUUAUGUAUUACAGAGGCUAGUGUACGGGCCGUUCGGCAAACGCCUAGGCAUUAAGGACACACGGCCGAGGAGAGCGCCGAACAACCCCAAGUUGGAGGCGGCGUUUAAGGCGUCGCCGAAACUGAAACAGCCAUGCGGCCUAGCCAAACAGCUGGACAUGACGGAGCGGCAGGUGGAGCGCUGGUGGCGGCUGCGUCGCUCCCAGGACAAGCCCUCGACCCUCGUCAAGUUCUGCGAGAACCUCUGGAAGUUCACCUUCCACACGAGCAAUUUCAUAUUCGGCCUGGUCAUACUCUGGGACAAGGAAUGGCUGUGGGACAUCGAUCAUUGCUACAUUGGCUAUCCUCACCAGGGCGUGAGCGGCGACGUGUGGUGGUACUACAUGGUGUCCGCCGCGUUCUACUGGUCGCUGAGCAUCUCGCAGUUCUGGGACGUGCGGCGCAAGGACUUCUGGCAGAUGUUCGUCCACCACGCGGCCACCGUCGCGCUCAUCUCCUUCAGCUGGGUGUGCAACCUGCACCGCGUCGGCACCCUGGUGCUGCUGCUCCACGACUGCGGCGACAUCUUCGUCGAGGCGGUAAAAGCAGCCAAAUACGCCAACUACCAAAGGACCUGUGAUGUGCUGUUCCUAUGCCUCAUUGUGGUCUGGAUUGGCACCAGAAUUGGCAUCUUCCCAUUCUAUCUGUUAUGGAGCACAACAAUCCGAGCGCCCAUGCUGGUACCAAUGUUCCCGGCCUACUACAUCUUCAACUCGCUGCUUUGCCUACUCCUCGUGCUGCAUUUCAUCUGGACCUUCCUCAUACUGCAGAUCGCCUACAAAACCAUACAGGCCGGCAUGAUGGAGGGUGACAUACGUAGUUCCAGUGAUAUCAGCGACAGUCCAGAGAAUUCCAACCACAACAAUUCCAAUUGCGUUAAUAACAAAAAGGAAUCA
Messenger RNA from Iphiclides podalirius (scarce swallowtail), 1098 nucleotides. Lineage: Eukaryota; Metazoa; Arthropoda; Insecta; Lepidoptera; Papilionidae. The record is from the annotation of a GenBank genome assembly.